AUGGCUGUUUGGGAGACCGAGGAUGAGUCCAAAGGCCACGCUGCCGUGACGGCGUUGCCAACACCACAGGACACGCCUUACAGAACACCAUCACGAAGCUCGAGAAAAUCCCGACGCUCCGUCACCCCGCCGAACGGGAAGAAGAGCCCUUCGCCUCCUCCCGUCCCACAGAACGACAAGGGCUCUAAGCGUUCAUCCAGAAAUAUGACCAACGACGAUGGCAUCAGCGUUCUCGACCCACGUCGUUUCACUCCCACCUUACACGCCAAUCUCGUAGCCGAGAUCCUGAACCUGAGGCGAGAUCAGGAAGAAAAGGCGAAGCUUAUCGAGAACCUAGAAGUAUCCUUGCACGCCUCCCGCCAGGAGCAGGAGACACUUCAAGAGACAGUAGCCACCACAACGAAACAAAGCCGUUCUCUACAACGACAACUUGCUCUCCUGGAAGGUGGUACCUCGUCAGCACUGGGCGAGCUCGCCCGCGAGAGGGACGAAGCCGUCGACUCCAUCACAGAAACGAAAAGGAGACUCGAUUCCGCCCAGAAGAGGAUCCGAAGUCAGGAAGAAGACUCCCAGAGAGUUCAUGACCUUUGGGCCCAGGACAAGGACUCUUGGGAGGAAGAGAAGCGCAAGUAUGAGCGUAGAGUUCACGUCGCCGAGAGUCGCUUGAAGGUGGUAAUAGACGAGGUCGCCGCUUACCAGGCUGCACAAGUUAAUGGCAACGGCAAUGAUAGCGAGACGGAGGAUCAAAACGAUGCGGGAAGUGUGAGGACUAUGAGUCUGACUAACAGCGUCCGAUUCUCCAUGCAACAGAGCCCCGGCAAGGUCUUUAAUGGAAACUCGCUGGCGGACGAGCUCAACCUCGAUGGCGACGACGACUGGCAGACUGACGAUGGCGGACGCGAGAGCGCCAUGUCCAACUAUCGCCACACACGAACAUUCAGCCGCGACAGCAUUUUGUCCAAGAUUCACCGACGACAACAAAGCAUGGAGAGUCCCCAGCGUCCUGGAAGCGUUACUAGAGGUAGACUUUGGGUGAAUCAGCCCGUCCUGGAGGCCCUGGAAGACGGGAUCCAAGAGAACGAUGAGGAUCUGAUGCCGCCUCCGCCGCCGCCGGCUCCCAAGGUCAGCUACACCGACACAGGAAUUCAAUUCUCGCCUCCUCCUUCACCGAAGAUGGAACCUGUCAAGCCUUCUACGCCGGAACCGCCAGCCAAGAUCGAAAAGCUCGCCGAAGUCGAGGCCUCUCCAAGAGGGGAAUGGGAAGUUGAGGCCAACCAAAGACGGAAACGGGUUCACACCAACCGACCACUGUCGAUCGAGCCGCGUUCUUUCAACCACAUGGUUUCUGCUGGUUCACAGACUGUUGAUGAGCCUUUGAGCCCUCCCAAAACCCCAAAGUCACCCUACAGAUCUGCCACCCCGCCUCCCCCCGAAACACCGCCUACGGUGAUGGUUUCCUCCUCGACUCAGACCGACAAGCCAGUGGAGAAGCCUCAGACACCUCCAGUUCUGCGACCAGUGCAAGAAUUGACCAUCCCGUCCAUCAGUAUCAUCCCGCCGACGAGUCGUCCGACUACACCACGAGAACACAGGCUUCCACAAUACGUCAAAGACUUUGGAUGCCAGGUAUCAAUCAUCUCCUCAGCUCCCAUGAGAUCCACCGCUGUUCAGACGGAGGAGAUUCUUUCUGACAAGCGACUGGCGACACUCCCUGUCCACUUGCGUCCCUCGGCUAUAACGUCCAGGCCCUCAUCACCUAGCAUCGGUAUUGCCACUGCCGUGACGAAUGACGACCCACGCCAUUUUACUCCGGUGCCGGGACAUUUGCCACCAAGAAAUCCUCGAAGACUCGCUACAAAGCGCAGCCUGUCAGACAUGCCCUCCUCACCGCCAGUCUCACCAGUCUUUGGCGAGCAAACCCGCGACGCAUACCCUGGAAACAACGAUGACGGGCCACUGUCGAGAGAAGGGGCGCCUAUGAGACGACCACACCGCAUCAGCAGCCUGUUCGCCGGCUUUCAAGAUGCACAAAGCUCCGAUGAGGCGGACGAGUUUGAUGCUGAUAUGAGCGACUCCGAGUACCGAACCGCCCUUUCUGCCCCUGGCAUGAGAAUGACGGACUCGCGAGCUUCCAACCGCACGUCGGUCAGUACCUUCACAUCGCCGGAACAAACGAAGAGGUCAGCCCCUAGCAGGAACUCCAUGCGCCCCACCGCAAACGAGAGCUAUGGAGGCAGUCUGGAAAGCAGAGAAGCACCCAAAAGGCAGUCUGCCAAGCCCACUGCCCGCGGGUAUGAGAAGGCUGCUCCUGGGCCUUCGGGCAAGAACGUCAUGCGCAAGGCUGCUAUGAUCCAGAGCGGAAUUGCCAGCCACCAAGGCCGUCCUAGGAGCCCGAGUGUUCCAGAGUCUCGUGCACCCGACCCUCCUUUCCCCAUUCCUACCAGAGCCAGCUCUCGGCGACCGCCAUUCAGUGCCAGCGCUCCGAGCGAUGGCCAACGGAGUCCUACAAAGAUGGACGCACCGUGGCACCGCCGAGGAAUGGGCCGCAACCACUACCGUGCCGGCAGCAUCCACCGUGCCAACAGUAUCCGUAAGGUGCGAUCAGCUGCUGCCCUUCCUCGUAACCAGAGGAACCGGAGGCAAAGCAGGUCCCCGCCGCCCUUCUCGGAGACAACCGAAGCGCCGGAGAGCCCCAGUCUGCCUCCUCUUCCCUACAAUGACAUUACCAGCCCUCGGUACGACACCAGCUCGAACUACCGGUCCCAUAAGUCCAGGUUGUCGACAACAACGGCCCAGACCGCUACCACCGAUGUCAACUCUGUCGGUGGUGCAUCCAACGGCGCCUCGCAAGCCACGGGUGUCGUCGAUGCCAUUGCGCAGACCAUGGUUGGUGAAUGGAUGUUCAAAUACGUCAGGAGACGCAAGUCGUUUGGGAUGCCCGACAACAGCAAGGACGACUCAAGCAACGACCGCCACAAGCGAUGGGUCUGGCUAGCUCCGUAUGAGAGAGCUAUCCUCUGGAGUAGCAAGCAACCUUCAUCUGGCAGUGCCCUGAUGGGCAAGACUGGCCGGAAACUGACCAUUCAGUCUGUACUCGACGUCAAGGACGACAACCCCGCUCCGAAAAACCAGGGUGCUGUUUUCAACCGUUCGAUCCUCAUUUUGACUCCGCAAAGAGCGUUGAAGUUUACGGCUACGUCUUCUGAGAGGCACUACGUGUGGCUGACGGCGCUUUCAUUCCUGGCACACUCGACCCAAGCAAUCCCUGAAAUUGUCGCUGCUCCCCAACCUGCGAAACCAACCACGGUACCGGACUUUGAACCACCGCAACCUACCAGGCGACCUGGCAUUCGUGACUCCAUUCGACUGACAAAGAGCAAGGCCCCUUCGAUGAAGAAUCCCGGACCGCGAAGUGUUCCAAGUGUGCCUAGCAUCCCCAGUAUCCCCUCUUCCAGGACAGGCGACGCCUCUGGCUACAAACAAACGGAGGCAUUCCCGCCCAUGCCGAGUAACAACAACAACAACAACAACAACAACAACAACAACAGCAGCAGCAACAAUAACAAUAACAACCAUCAACGUGAGCGCUCUGGAGACGCGGCGGAACCACCAUUUAUCCCUCGGUUCACGGAGCGCUCGAACCAGAACGCGGUCCACGGACGGAAGCGAAGCAAUACGGGAGGCCACGUCCCGCCCCCGCUGUCCUUCCGUGGAUUUUCCGGACCAGGUAGCGUUGGACAGCACAGCUACACCAAUAGCAAUGCUGGCAACAGCGUUGGUACAGCCGGCUCGUCCGAUAUCUACCAGUCCCAGCCAUCUCAAGGCUCAAGCAGGCAGAGCUGGGGUAUGAGCACAGCCGGCUCUCAGCGGACCUCGGAAGCCUCGUCGAGACCUCCAGGUGCGAACUUCUUCGAUGCCAUUGGUACCGUGCGUAUGGAGGCCUUCAUCAGCCCGUUGGGCAACUCGGGCUUCGACAGAGACCCUGAUGAGUACGAGGAAUACGGAUACCGGGCUCGCAGGCGCAGCAAGGAGCUCCGAAGACGUCAGAGUCGCAGCCGUCACCGUGAUAGCUAUAGCUCUCGCGGGACGCGCGGCACAGACGGCUACCACGGUAGCAGCCGAGCGACCGUGGAAGACGACUACUUCCGAGAUGACCCUUUCAAGGGCUUCUAA
Molecule: messenger RNA, 4173 nt
Organism: Colletotrichum phormii
Lineage: Eukaryota; Fungi; Ascomycota; Sordariomycetes; Glomerellales; Glomerellaceae
Exons: 2
Coding region: 1-4173 (1390 amino acids)
Biological process (GO): microtubule cytoskeleton organization; maintenance of protein location in cell cortex
Cellular component (GO): mitochondrion; cell cortex
Molecular function (GO): phospholipid binding; tubulin binding
Source: RefSeq, a predicted model, not a curated record